Messenger RNA from Vespula vulgaris, 2913 nucleotides. RefSeq names its product katanin p60 ATPase-containing subunit A-like 1 (gene Kat60). The record is from RefSeq and is a predicted model, not a curated record. Gene Ontology annotation, cellular component: microtubule cytoskeleton. Lineage: Eukaryota; Metazoa; Arthropoda; Insecta; Hymenoptera; Vespidae. Gene Ontology annotation, molecular function: ATP hydrolysis activity; ATP binding; microtubule binding. Bases 328 to 1848 code for a protein of 506 amino acids. The transcript is spliced from 11 exons. Gene Ontology annotation, biological process: microtubule severing.
ACGCUUUUAUUUUAGGAAUCUUUAUCCACUUAUGAAGUCAACAUUAUUACAUGUCAAAUUGACAUAUAAGAGUGUAAUAUGUUUACAAAAACAAUAAGCAUUACUCAUUCACCAAAUUUGGCUGGUAAUAAAAUAAAAUAGAAGAACUAUUACGCUCUUAUAAAAUGGAGAAACGUGCGCGCCUUAAUUCUAUAUGCAAGUGUUUUUUCUAAAAUGUUAAUUUUGAAUUAGCAUUAACCACAAUAUAAAGGAUAUUUUAUUUACAUUAUCAUCAUCCUACGUUUUUGUAUAAUUGUACCUGGAGUAUAUUAAGAACAAUAUAAAAAUAUGGCAGUAUCAAUCAGUGAAAUUUGUGAAAAUACAAAACUUGCACGCGAAAUGGCAUUGACAGGAAAUUAUGAUACAUCUGGUGUUUAUUAUCAAGGUGUGGUUCAACAAAUUCAUAGACUACUUGCAAGUAUAGCAGAUGCAACAAGAAAGGCAAAAUGGCAAUUAGUACAACAUCAAAUUGUUCAAGAAUUUGAAAAAGUCAAAGCUACAUCCAAUACUUUACAGCUUUUUAAAGUUGACACACACGGUGACAGGGUAAUAGGUACAUCAUGUUUGUCAUUUGAAGAACCAACUAGAGAUCCAACAUCAUGGCCUUAUAAUAAUACAGAUAUUUCAUGGAAUCAAACACCAGCUCGAGACCCUGAUGUUUGGCCACCUUUAAGUGCUGCAGAACAAAAAAAUAUUAGACAACAAAAAGGACAGCAAAAACAACAAAAUCGUACAAAUUUAAGAAGAUCUAUUCCCACAGGGAAAAAACCAGAAAAUAAAACAGUCAACAAGAAAGAUGAUAGAAGAACAUCUAAAAGAGAUGAUUCUAACAAGGAAAGAUCAGAAACAGAAAAAGUAGAUGUAGAAACAGAAGAACGUAAAUUUGAACCAUCUGGAAAUGAUAGAGAUCUUGUUGAUUUAUUGGAAAGAGAUAUAGUUCAAAAAAAUCCAAAUAUUCAUUGGGAUGACAUAGCAGAUUUACACGAAGCAAAAAGAUUAUUAGAGGAAGCUGUUGUCCUUCCAAUGUGGAUGCCAGAUUUUUUUAAGGGAAUACGGCGACCAUGGAAAGGUGUACUUAUGGUAGGUCCACCAGGGACAGGCAAGACUAUGCUUGCAAAAGCAGUAGCUACAGAAUGUGGAACAACAUUUUUUAAUGUUUCAUCUUCUACACUUACAUCAAAAUAUAGAGGAGAAUCAGAAAAACUUGUACGAUUACUCUUUGAAAUGGCUAGAUUUUAUGCACCAAGUACAAUUUUCAUUGAUGAAAUUGAUUCCUUAUGCUCUAGAAGAGGAUCAGAAUCAGAGCAUGAAGCCUCACGAAGAGUAAAAUCUGAACUGCUCGUUCAGAUGGAUGGAAUAAGCUCCAAUAAUGAAGAUCCUAGUAAAGUAGUAAUGGUAUUAGCAGCUACUAAUUUUCCAUGGGAUAUAGAUGAAGCACUUAGAAGGAGACUAGAAAAGCGUAUAUACAUUCCUUUACCGAACCAUGAAGGUAGAGAAGCUUUGUUGAGAAUCAAUCUUCGUGAAGUUAAAGUAGAUUUAUCUGUAAAUCUUGCAGAUAUUGCAAAAAAACUUGAAGGUUAUUCAGGGGCAGAUAUUACAAACGUGUGUAGAGAUGCUUCUAUGAUGUCAAUGAGAAAAAAAAUAGCAGGUUUAAAACCAGAUCAAAUACGACAAUUACCAAAAGAAGAGCUAGAUUUGCCUGUAUCUGCUACAGAUUUUGAUGAGGCUGUAGAGAGAUGUAAUAAGAGUGUAUCACAAGAAGAUUUGGAGAAAUAUGAAAGAUGGAUGAGUGAAUUUGGUUCAUCUUGAUAACAUUCUUAGCAAAAAAAUAUUUCUCAUUUUAAUGUAGAUGACACUUAUCAAUUGAUAUCUUAAGAUAUAUUCCAGAUUACUUUUCUAUUUAAACACACACACACAUAUAUAUACAUGCAUAUAUGUAUAUUAAAAAAAUUGUAGAGACCAUAUGAGAACUUGAAAUGCUCAAAUAACUAAUAAUUUUAAUAUAUAGGAGCUUGAAAAAAUAUAAAUAAAAAUCAUAUAUGUAUAUAAUUAAAUUUUAAGCACAAACAUCAAGUACAUUAUCUUGUGAGUCGUAUUAUAUUCUAUUUUCCAACAAAAUAUGAAAUAUGAAUAGGAGAGUGUUUCAACUUAUGCACCCAAUACAUUUAUAUUAAUACAAAUAUAUUCAUUUUUUAUAUAUAUAUUCAUAACAAACUUAAAUUUUUAAUAUUUUUUGGGGGCACAACCUUCAUUUCUCAGUCUUUUAGUUUCAUCAUCAAUAUUUUUUGUUUCUUUUGGAGCUUUAUAAUUGGCUACAUGGUCAACGCGUAUUGUUCUACCUAAAAUCUACACAAUAACAGAAUUAAAAUUAAGCUUAUUUGCUAGAAAAUUAAAUUUCGUAAAACACUUAUAUUUUAUUCACAUACCUUAAUACCAUUAAAAUUAUCAACUGCUAGAACAGUACUCCUUUGAUCUUCAUAACAUAAAAAACCAUAGCCCUUUUGUUUGCCAGUGUCCUUAUCACGUACUAAAUUUAUAUUUACAAUUUCACCAUAUCUGCAAUAUACCUAAAUAAUAAAUACCUCUCACAUAUGUACAUGCCAUGUCAAUAAAUACACUAAUUGAAAAAUCUAAUUUAUAUCUAACAUAAAUCUAAUAGUAUAUAUAAAUAUAUUACAUAAUUUUGUAUCUAAAUAAUUUUAAUUAAACAAAACAUCCUUGUGAAUAUUAAUAUAUAAUAAUAUUAAAUAUUAAAAACUCUAUCUUAAAUGUCAGUUACCUAAAUGAUAUCAUUAGAUAAAGAGUAUUUUUAUUAUUAAAAAUGGAAUACUUUUAUGUACAUAUAUAUUUAAUAAAAAUAUUAUUUUAAACUUA